Molecule: messenger RNA, 2054 nt
Organism: Exophiala xenobiotica
Lineage: Eukaryota; Fungi; Ascomycota; Eurotiomycetes; Chaetothyriales; Herpotrichiellaceae
Exons: 2
Coding region: 159-1967 (602 amino acids)
Molecular function (GO): oxidoreductase activity
Source: RefSeq, a predicted model, not a curated record
AUGCUGGCAGAGGGAAAGUGUUAGCGGGGCGAGAUCGUUCAAAUCCGUGAUCAUUAAGAACCGUCGCAAUUCUUCGAGGCUUUUCAAUUGCUCGUGGCCGAUACAGUCAACGUUUUCGAGGGUCUCACAGCGAAGUAAGGCAAUACUAAUAGUUCACGAUGUCUCCGCAAACCAAGAAGGAGCCCAGCGUGGACACAAUCGACCCCCACGGGCUGUUUGAUUCCCGACCAGUGUUCUCGCAUGUCGCGACUUCGACAGGGCCAGCUCGCGUCGUCGCGACGGCUGGACAAGUCGGCACUGAUGAGACUGGCAUGGUCCCCAAGGACAUCGAUGAGCAGAUUUCGCUUGCCAUGAAGAACCUAGGCCGCUGCCUCGAAGCCGCCGGCGCAACCGUGACCGACGUCUACAAGCUGGUGUACUACAUUGUGGAUUACGACCCGAAGAAGCGACGACAUACAAAACAUGUCAAAGCCUUCCUGAACGGGCAUCGACCAGCAACAACAUUGGUGCCCGUGCCGGCGCUCGCCAAUCCAGAAUACAAGUUCGAGAUCGAGGCCUACGCCGCUGUCAAACAAGAGCCAUGUGAGACUGUUGAGGUGGUUAUUGUGGGCGCCGGCCUCUCCGGUCUCAAGGCAGCCUAUGACCUCCAAAGGGCCGGCAUCUCCUGCGCCGUGGUAGAAGCACGAGAUCGUGUUGGCGGCAAGACCUGGUCUGUCGAUCCACUUGGGCAAGGCAAAUUCCUCGACGUCGGCGCCGCUUGGAUCAACGACACCAAUCAGAGCGAGGUCUAUGCUUUGGCCAAGUCUUUGGACCUGGAGCUUGUCGUGCAGAGAACAAAAGGCAAUAUCAUCCAGGAAGACAUUGGAGGUGGUCUCGGGCUUUUCGAGUAUGGUGGAACUCCCAAGGCCAUGGCCGAGCCAAACGGGGUGGAGAGCCUUGUAUAUGUUCGCGAACUCUUUGAGAAGUUGUGCCAACAACUGGACAUCCACGACCCUGUUGGCACAGGUGGUCAAUAUGAUAAGAUGACACUGGAGGAAUGGUGCAAAUCCGAGUCGAAGUCCGAGACCGCGCUGGCAUCAGUGAAGUUGUGGACAAGAGCAAUGCUGGGGCUCGAGCCAUCCGAGAUGAGCGCCCUUUACUUCUUGAAUUAUUGCAAGAGUGGCGGUGGGCUGUUGCUGAUGAGGUCGGAUUUUAGGCAUGGUGGCCAACAUCUCAGGUUUGUCAGAGGAACGCAGUCGAUGUCCAUUGAGCUGGCGAAGCUAUUGAAGCCCGGCUCUGUGGUCUUGAACUCACCGGUCCGCCGCAUCUCGCAGUCUCCUGAUGGUAUCUACGUGUCGGCUGGUCGAGGAGACUUUAGAUGUCAGCGAGUCAUCGUUUCUGUGCCGACGCCUCUGUACAAAGAAAUCACAUUUGACCCUCCAUUACCUGAAGCCAAGGCCGAAUUGGGCAAGAACAAUGUCCUCGGCUACACCUUGAAGGUCAUGGUCAUGUAUUCGGAGCCGUGGUGGCGCAAGGCAGGACUUGCGGGGGCCGUCAUGUCGUUCAAGGGGCCCAUCACCACCUGUCGCGACUCCAGCAACGACAAAUACGGCUCAUACUCACUGACUUGCUUCACCAACGGCAAGUUCGGCCGUGAGAUGUCCCUUCUCUCACAGCAGGAGAGAUUCAACGCCGUCCUGGCCCAUAUCAAGCGCAUGUAUGGACCUUAUGUCGACGUCCCAGAGCCAAUUGCCGUGACAGAGCACGAAUGGGCCAAGGAUCAGUGGGCUCAGGGCUGUCCUUGUCCUGCUUCACCUCCGGGCAUCAUGACAAAAUAUGAUCAUGCUUUGAGGUCCGCGCAUGGGAAAGUCCACUUCAUCGGCACCGAGACGGCAUAUGAAUGGAAGGGAUACAUGGAUGGAGCGAUUCGGUCGGGCGAGAGGGGCGCGAAGGAAGUCAUCUCUGGUCUUGGGAGGGCAAAGCUAUAAAUCCUUGUGUUUACUGUAGUACUGUGCAUGGUGAACUCGACCAGGCAGUAAGGAGUAACUCGAUAGCUACUAGUACGCAUGUUCCCG